Molecule: messenger RNA, 3021 nt
Organism: Malassezia pachydermatis
Lineage: Eukaryota; Fungi; Basidiomycota; Malasseziomycetes; Malasseziales; Malasseziaceae
Product: trz1-trnase involved in rna processing
Exons: 1
Coding region: 1-3021 (1006 amino acids)
Biological process (GO): mitochondrial tRNA 3'-end processing
Cellular component (GO): mitochondrion
Molecular function (GO): 3'-tRNA processing endoribonuclease activity
Source: RefSeq, a predicted model, not a curated record
AUGGCACCUGUGAGCCUUCGUUUUCUUGCAUCGCCUUCGUCUGAUACCAGUGAUAUCCCUACAGUGCUUCUUCAAUGUGAUGCAAAGAAGUACAUGUUCAACGCCGGGGAAGGCACAACGCGUCUUUCGGCGCAGUACCGUUCCUCGAAUACACGUGUCGAGCAUUUGUUCCUCACACGGAUCGCAUCCGAGACAAUAGGCGGUGUCCCAGGUCUCUUGAUGACACUAGCUGACGGAGGGCGCAGUGGUGUACAUCUUCAUGGCCCGCCGAAUUUGGAGUAUGCCUUGGCCACGACACGUUUUUAUGCACGACGUGAAUCAAUGGCGGUGCAUACGCACGAAAUGCGGGUGGAUGAGCCGCAUGUAUGCUUUUCGGACGAGCACAUUGAAGUCCAGGCUGUACCGCUUGUCCCAUCUUUGUUAGGCGCAUUGCCCUCGCCGCCGGCGCCGAGUGAUGCGCCAUGGAUACCAGGUCAAGAGCCUUGGCGCUCGGCAGAAUGGCGUCCUAGCGCGUUGCAAGGCGCUGAAGCGCAGCAUUGGUACAAAGCCAUUUUAUCAGAUGCGUGGAAAACAACGCCGACGCCACCGGAGGAGCGGGGAUACGCGCCGUCACGAUCGCCCCAUGCCCUGCCACCUCCAUGGCUGCCGCCAGCGACACAUGGCAGUGAGGCAGGUCGGCAGGUCCCUAUCUUUGCGUACAUUGUCGCCGGCCAAGAACAACGUGGCAAGUUUGAUGCAGCACGCGCCGCUGAGCUUGGGAUCCCACCCGGCCCGGCGUAUGCGCGUCUUACGCGGGGCGAGGAUGUGGACAUUGAGCGGCCCAAGGCAUGGUCAUCUAUGAGCGCGGACGAGCGACAGCAGUGGCUACGACGAAGGAAGAAGGAUGACAUUUCGUCUGUACCUACCGAUACCAUCCGCAUUCACAGUACGGACGUGGUCGGCCCUUCACGGCCAGGCACUGUGUUUGUGUAUUGCCACGUUCCGAGCUCAGCAUACUUGGAAGCGCUGUUGACGGCACCAGCUGCCGCAGCAUUUGCGCCGUACCAAGUCGCAGCAAAUGCAACGUCCCCACCCGAGCAGCGCCGUACACCGCAUGUUAUGCUGCAUGCGACACCGAUGCAUGUGUAUACCGAUGCACGGUACGCUGCAUGGCGGGCCACCUUUGGCCCUGACUGUCAUCACAUUGUUGCAAAUCGGGAGGUGUGUGCUGACAGUCUAUCGUAUACAUCUAGUGCUGUAUCUCUUCUUCGGCUUUCGCAACUGGAUGAGAACGUAUUCCGUGUACCUGGAUACACGACGGAGCCUAAGCAGCAGGUAUCUGAUGCUGUGCCAGUGCAACGACACAUGCUGAUCAACAUGCAGCCGCGCGGAUCGCCUAUGCUUCUGCCGGAGGUGGCGCCUGUAUUUGAUAAGCCGAUCGCGAAGAUGAGCAAUGUCGCGGCGUUGUCAGGCGCUCUAGCGUCCACAUGGCAGACGUACUGUGCUAUGGCCGAUACAGUGCGUUCGCAGCCGCCUGUGCCGCCAGCGAGUGAAGCGGCUGGCCUGGCCGACGAUGUCCAGAUUGUGACUCUUGGAACGGGCAGUUCGGCGCCGUCAAAGUACCGCAACGUGUUGAGCACGCUCCUCUGUCUGCCCGAUGGCGAUGGAUACAUCCUGCUAGACGCAGGCGAAAGCACGUAUUUCCAAUUAGCGCGAUACUUUGGGCCGGGUGAACGUGGUUGGCACGGCGUGGGGAUCGAGACUGUGCUGCGGCAGCUUCGUAUGAUCUUCAUCAGUCAUAUUCACGGCGAUCAUCAUAUGGGCGUCGCGCGACUGUUGCUAGCACGACGCCAACUAGCGCCGUCUCGGCCCUUGAUCUUGAUAUCGAACAACUAUACGCGCUUCUACUUGCGUGAAUACGAUCGAUUGGAGCACCUUGGCCUGCGGGAUGGCAGUGUUCUCACGAUCGACAAUGCGACGUUGGACUGGCGGGAUGGUAUUGAUCCCGAUCCACAUGUGGCUAGAGACAAUGGCACGCCACCUCGUGAUGUAGCAUCGUUGCGGGUGCUGGCGUUGUUGACGCAGUAUUCCCACCUCGCCAGCGUUCGAACGGUUGCCGUGCAGCACCGCGCAAGUCACUGCUACGGCGUGAUCCUCACGCAUCAGCGUGGAUGGUCCAUCGCGUUUAGCGGUGAUACGAUGCCAUGCGACGCGUUGGCCGACGCUGCUCAAGGUGCUACGGUUCUCAUUCACGAAGCCACGAUGCAAGACGAGGAGGCAGAGCUCGCGGCGCAGAAAGGGCAUAGCACCAUCGGACAGGCCUUGCACAUUGCGCAGAAAAUGAACGCGGCGCAUGUCCUUCUCACGCACUUUUCGCAGCGGUACCCGAAGCUGGCGCGGCUCAGCACAUCAGCGAGUGAGAAUGCAAGGCCUGUAGGUAUUGCCUUCGAUAUGACAUGCAUGACCCCGGCCGAUAUACGUCGGAUGAUAGCCGCGCAUCCUGCCAUGGCCUUGGUCCUGGAAGCGGAGCCCCAAGCGGACGACGAGGACGAGGAAAACCAAGGCAAUGAGGCCAAGGCCAACACCCACACAGCUCCGCCCCCCAUGGAAACGUCGCCAAAACGCCCAAGGGCCCAUCGCACGACGCGCACACAGACGCCGUACCAGUACCUCGUCGUGACGUUCGUGGCCCAAGACCCAGCACAACGUGCGCCGUCCGAGUUAUCGGUACGACAAGGACUUGCACAGGCCCUCGAGCAAAUGCAUGGCGUGGUCCAUGGAGCUGUAGCUCUCGAUGUGCUCUAUGCCGGGCCGCCGCAAGAGCCGACACCGCGCGUGGUAGGCGAGGCGGUGGUCCGCGUAGCCACCGAGCACAUGCCCACCCUCACAAGCGCUGUAUCGUCGAUUGCCGGGCCAGCCUUGCAUACCAUCACAGGGCAUCAGCCAGGUAUGCGUGUACAACUACGCACUGUAUCGCACAAUGUGGCGAUGACGCAGGGCGAUAGUCGCGCAUGGAUGAAGCAGUGGCAGGAGACGUCGUAG